AUGAAUAAUGAACUACGCAAACUUUUCCCUAUUUUCACCCACCAAAAAGAUUUGGUUUAUUUGGAUAGUGCUGCUACUAGUUUAAAACCUAGUGUUGUUAUUCUAGCAAUUAAAGACUAUUACGAAAAGUAUUCAAUUAAUACUCACAGCGGAGGGAGUAAUUCCCUAGCCCAGAAGGUCCAAAUGACUAUUCAAAAAACUCGGGAAAUGAUUGCUAAAAAAAUUAAUGCUGAGGCUGAGGAAAUUAUUUUUUUGCCCUCUACUACUUAUUCUUUGAAUAUUUUGGCUCUUUCUUUGAAAAAAUAUUUGGAAAGAGGGGAUAAAAUUGCUCUAACUUAUUUAGAACAUAGUUCUAAUUGUUAUCCUUGGCAAUCUAUUGUUCAAGAAAAAGGAGUUGAAGUAUUUUUUUUACCUUUAAAUAAAGGGUUUGCUAUCGACAUUAAUAAUUUAGAUGAAUAUCUUGACCAAAAAGUUAAAAUAGUCAGUUUUUCUCAUAUGAGCAAUAGUUUGGGAGCAGUUAACCCAAAGUUUGAAGUCGGCACCUUACCUUUGGCACAAAUAUUUGGUCUCCAAAAAAGUUUUGAAUUUCUUAAUAACUUAGACAUUCGCGAAAUAGCCAAUUACGAAAAAAAAUUGAAAGAUUAUGCCGUAGAGGAAUUGUCUAAAUUAGAAGGAGUAAUCAUUUAUAAUCAGCACCUAGAGGCUUUAAAUAUUAUUCUUUUCAAUCUGGAAAAUUAUCACGCUCAUGAUGUAGCCGAUUACUUGGGGAAAAAUAACAUUUGUGUUCGGGCUGAAAAAACUAAUAAGGAAAGUAAAGAACUGACUCCAACUAAUUCAAAGGAAAAAAUUCAGGAAUUAAAAACUGAAUUAAUUUCUCUAAAAAGCAAACUUGAUAGUAUCGUAGAUACUAUCGAAAAGAUCCUAUUAGAGAAUAAAAUAUCUAAUUUAGAAAGUCAGAUAAAUAAUCUGGAUAGUCAAAACAACUCUCCUUCACAGUCAAUCAUUAAAGAAUUGGAACAAGAAAUUAAAGAGAUUGAAAGAAAGUUGGAGGAUGAAAUUGAGAACCAGCCAAAGUCAGGCGAAGGAAAAUUUACUUAUUUUGGCCUUUUUAAUGAUUAUCAUUCUUUCAAAAGUAUUUUAUCAGGUCAGAAAGAAAGGUUUAUUAAAAUUAACAAAAACCACCCUGAAAUUAAACGAUUAAUAAACGAAGGUAAAUUACAAAAAGAUAAAAAUUUCAUUAUCCGUUAUGGAAAAGUAGAUGAAAUCUCUCAAGUUGGACUUGUUUAUACUUUUGAACAAAAUAACCAAGAGUUAGAAAUCACCGAAGCCUACUAA
This is a messenger RNA of Entrophospora candida, 1335 nucleotides long. Lineage: Eukaryota; Fungi; Glomeromycota; Glomeromycetes; Entrophosporales; Entrophosporaceae. The record is from the annotation of a GenBank genome assembly.